ACAGACGCAGAGGAAGCAGUCGGAUCAACAUAUGUCUUCGAAUAUUGAAUGACUUUGUCAAAUAAUACUCAGACACUGUAUCGGGCAGACAAUACAAUAAUUUAUUUAGUUUACUGAUUUAUAAAUCACUUUUUUACGAGAAAAAAUUUAAGUGAACGAUUAAUUCAAAGCAUUUACAAAUUUCAAAUUUAAAACUUUAAAAAAAUUACCGGCAAGUUAAUUUUGAAUUUUGACAUUUGAAUAAAAAAAAAAGUUUUUUAUAUAUAUUUAUAUAAAUAUAUAAAUAUAAAAGUAUAUAUUUUUCGUUGUUGAUAUUAAAUAUAUAAAAAUGGGCCUAAAUCCAUUGACGUGGAAAUUUCGUACGCUCAUUUAUAUUUUGGCAAUAGUUUUUUUCUACAUAUUUUUUAUUUUUAAAAAAGUUCAUCACGUAGUUGUUGAGGUUACUAUUGAAAAUACCAACCCGGUAGAUGUGUGGGAGUAUGUGGCAGAUUUCAGUAAUGUGAAGAAGUUAAAUCCUACUAUAGAAAACUUUAAUAUUAUUGAUGAAACUGGAAAUCUUGAUCAUUGGAAGUAUUCUGUUCAUUACAAAGAACAUUUAAGUCAGUUUCCAUCAAUUCGUAACACAGCUCAAGGACAUUAUUCCAUAAAACCUGAUGGUAAUGGUUUUCUAAUUAAUUCUGAACACCGGACAUGUUUUUUUACGAAUUAUGACUGUGUUAAUUCAAAAUCUUCAUUCAAAUUUGUACCUGAUGGAAGGAACACAAAAUGUAUUGAAUAUGUGGACUACGAAUGUCCAAUUGUUUUUUCGAAAUUUUGUUACAACGAAGUUAUGUUCCAACGGAAUGAAAUAAUGAACGGACUGCAACGUCACUUUCAUGUGAGGAACCGUCAAAAUAAUGAAAAUAGAAAACAAUAAGUUGUAAAAAUAUCCUACUUGGAUGCAUAUUUUUGUAUUUCAAAAAAUUAAUAAUUUUCAUUAUCAACAAUAUUUUAGUCAUUUUAUUUAUUUUUAAUCGUUUUCUCUACUCUAUUAUCAAUUCGUAUUCGUAAUUUUUACUAUGAAUACUCUGAUAAGUGUAUUUUAAUUUUUAAUUAAAAAUUUUCUUAUCUA
Messenger RNA from Microplitis mediator, 1111 nucleotides. RefSeq lists its product as uncharacterized. Bases 329 to 916 code for a protein of 195 amino acids. Lineage: Eukaryota; Metazoa; Arthropoda; Insecta; Hymenoptera; Braconidae. The transcript has 3 exons. The record is from RefSeq and is a predicted model, not a curated record.